Venturia canescens is the source of this 1397-nucleotide messenger RNA. RefSeq lists its product as uncharacterized. NCBI's taxonomy places the organism in Eukaryota, Metazoa, Arthropoda, Insecta, Hymenoptera, Ichneumonidae. The coding region runs from base 117 to 1031 and encodes 304 amino acids. The record is from RefSeq and is a predicted model, not a curated record. The transcript is spliced from 5 exons.
CUGUACCCGAGGAUUUGACGUUUGGCUUUCGCAGUGUCGCAAACUUAUUCGUGCUGAUAUUCUUUUGAUAUUUUUACUGGUGAGCACACUCAAGAGUUAUUAUUCUGAGAGGAAAAAUGUACGUCGUCGCGACUUUCGCGAUUUUCACCACUUUUCAAGCUGCUUUUGGAGCUCCCGUAGGGGAUCGCUUACGAUUCAGUGGACGUAGGGAACCGGAAAAUCCCGAGCACAGAACAUUCAACAGACGAGGCUCCUCCAGCGAAAGUGGAUCCAACAUUGCAGAUGUGUUCCAAAUACCGAUUGCAGUGAUAAAAGGAACUUCAGCUGCAGCCCAAGCUCUGUCACCUCAGAAUACUCAGGUCAUUCAGUCGAUAUUUGACAUUCCUGUGACGACGUUGGACGCCGUGGGAAACUACAUCAAAGAAUCUCGACCGCAGAGAAUCGGCAACAAUAAUUUCGACAACGGCAACAACUUCGAUGCCAGCAACAGCGACGCUCAAAAUUUUGGAACACGGAGACCUUUGAGCUUGAGUGAUCAAAGACGGCAGGAGCACAGAGAUAGAAUACUGAAGCUGAGAGAGCAGGAACGCGAUCGUCGCAAAGCGAUGGACGAGGAAAGAUUUUUCCACUCCGGUCCUUGCUCGGGCCUUAAUAUCUUGUCCAGUUUCGCAGACUUGUUGGUCGGCGGUGGGGGGCAUCAUACUGGCAAUUUGUUUGGGGGUCAUGGUCAUGGACAUGGACAUGGUCACGGUCAUGGUCAUGGGCAUCAGUCGAGGCCUCCGAAACGCCCGUUGAGACCAUCGAGACCCGGACAUCACGGAGGUCAUGGCUCAGCCGGAAAUUUAGGCGGUGGAAAUAAUCAGUAUGCAGUUCACGAAGAAGUGAACGAACGGCCGAUGUAUUCGGGAAUAUUUUCAUGGCUGCAAACCGGAACUAGUGCUCAGUUGAACGACAACGAAAUUCAGAACAAAAUAGCCCCAGGCUCCGAGCUCCGCAUCAACCGAGGAAGCGCGGAGUCUCGGAAUUCAUGAAGGAACAAACGAAGAGAAACAUUUUAUUGCCAUGUGAAUGGAAAUAAUCAGGGAGUACGAAUGACUUUUGUAUAACUCGCGUGUAUCUGAAAUAUAUUAUAGAAACUGAAUGUAAAAAUAAAAGUGAUCACGACGAUUGGCCUUUGUUCUGCUUGAUCAAAAGCGAUCUUUGGUUUUAUAACGUACCCACUGUGACGGGUUGGUCGACUCCACGCAGCGAACGAAAUUUCAAUUGCUAAUAAAAAAAUCGUGCAUGUCAACGAAAUACGAGACACGCAUCAGCAACGAAGUGCAGACUGCAAGUGGCCGUUCUUUUGUUUUAUCGCGCUUAAAAUAUUAAUUAAAAUCGACAAACUCUUAUCCGCA